AUGAGUGAGGCGGGGUACGAUGAUUCCAUUAUACAAGAACAAGGGAGGAUGAGGAGGAGUGUGUACAUUUCCGAGAACCAGUUUGGUUUCAUGCCGGGACGAUCGACUACUGAAGCCAUCCACAUUGUAAGGAGAUUGGUGGAGCAAUAUAGAGCGAUGAAGAAGGAUUUGCAUAUGGUGUUCAUUGAUUUAGAGAAAGCUUAUGACAAAGUCCCAAGAGAGAUUUUAUGGAGAUGUUUGGAGGCUAAGAGAGUGCAUGCAGUGUAUAUUAGAGUAAUCCAGGACAUGUAUGAUAGAGCUAAGACACGGGUUAAGAUAGUAAGAGGAGACUCUGAGUACUUCCCAGAUAAUGACAUAGUCCUGAUUGAUGAGACGCACGGUGGUAUUAACGAGAGGCUGGAGGUAGCGAACGGGGAUGUGAGGCUUGAUACGCAAGUCAUACCUAGGAGACAGAGUUUCAAGUACCCGGGGUCUAUAAUUCAGAAUGAUGGGAAGAUUGAUGGGGAUGUCACACAUCGUAUCGGGGCAGGGUGGAUAAAGUGGAGGCUCGCUUUUGGUGUCUUGUACGAUAAGAAUGUACCGUUGAGACUUAAGUGUAAGUUCUACAAGGUAGUGGUUAGACCGACUAUGUUGUAUGAGGCAGAGUGCUGGCCAGUCAAUAACUCCCAUGUCCAGCAGAUGAAUGUAGCUGAAAUGAGGAUGUUGAGAUGGAUGUAUGGACAUAAUAGGUUAGAUAGAAUUAGGAAUGAAGUUAUUCGGGACAAGGUGGGAGUGGUCCCUUUGGAGGAAAAGAUGCGAGAGGCGAGACUGAGAUGGUUCGGGCAUGUUAAGAGGAGAAACACAGAUGCCCCAGUCAGGAGGUGUGAGAGGUUGGACUUGGGGGUAAGAGGAAGGGUAGAGGUAGGCCAAAGAAGUCUUGGGCAGAGGUGA
This is a messenger RNA of Nicotiana attenuata, 930 nucleotides long. RefSeq lists its product as uncharacterized. Lineage: Eukaryota; Viridiplantae; Streptophyta; Magnoliopsida; Solanales; Solanaceae. The coding region runs from base 1 to 930 and encodes 309 amino acids. The transcript has 3 exons. The record is from RefSeq and is a predicted model, not a curated record.